Molecule: messenger RNA, 921 nt
Organism: Durusdinium trenchii
Lineage: Eukaryota; Dinophyceae; Suessiales; Symbiodiniaceae
Source: the annotation of a GenBank genome assembly
GUUUUAUUUUUCCCGGUGAAGGAGUUGGCCUGAAAGGGUCUGGUGCUUUUUGCAGUGAGACAUGUUGAACUGAGUGACGGUUGAGACAGCUGUAAGCCUGCAGCUGUAAGCCAGUUGAAGGUGUUCAUCAGGUGUUUUCUUUUUCCCGAAGGCAUGGGACUUUGGUCGUCGGAGGCUUUUUGGACUCCGGAACCGCAGCUCGGGCUCCACUGCGGACCGGCAGGGAAGUACGAACCAAAGAAUCAGUCGUGGACCAGCUUAAGCGCCCAGACUGCCAUGGCCCUGCCUCUCCGAUUGUUUGGAAGCGCCGGGAACGCUUAGAGAUGAUGGGAGUCCUGGAGCAGCUUAGCCCAAAGGCCCACCAGGAAGGGUCCACGGGCUUCUUCGGCGACCACACGGCGCCCAAGACGCCCAAGACGCCCAAGGCUCCCAAAACGCCCACGAGCCCCCAGAGUCCCCAGAGCGAGGAUGGCUUUAAUCUGAAGAUCUUCGAAUCUUUGCCUUCACCCAAAGAGAAGGAGAUAGAGGAGCGGCCCUGUGCAGCAGCUGACAGGCCAGUACUUCUGGGACGAUCCAUGGGACUCUAUCCAAAGAUGGCAGCUCCGCCCAGCACCAGUCCACCGGGACCGGCGGCGUCCACGCGCCGCGUUUGCUUUGAGCAAGAUGGGGAGAUGCUGGCUGUCAUGUCCCGCGAGGCACAUGCGGGCCGCCAAAGGCGUAUCCGCGAUAGGUUUGGUGCCUUCCGUGUAUGAGAGUGCGACGAUGGCCUAGAGCAUCGGAUCACAUGUUGCCAUGUGUUGCCAUUGAAGUGUGACACCUUUAUCCUUGGCUUUUGUUGUUCGGCGUGUCGACUGGCAUGAAGACAAUGCCGUCACCACACGCAUUCACGAAGCAAUUGGCGUUUGCAGUGUCACUUGAGAG